GCGACCUGCAGGUGUGUGCGCGCGACCGGUCCCGCAGAGAGUCAGCGGAGGUAAAGGCGACCCAGUGAGUAAACAGGAACAGAGCAGCAUACUUAUUCCCUUUUGCACAGCCUUCAACAAAAGUGCUGAGGAAGACCCCUCCACCUCGCUUGCUGAGAAGUACAAUAACCGUGUCUCUGGAAAAGUGGAUUUUCAUGCCAGAUGAAGCAAAAGCUAGUGGAGAACUGAAGAAUGUGUGCUACCUCCAGAGGCUUUUGAAACGCUGCAGUAGCUGGAAGACGGCAGCCCUCUGUCAGGGGCCUUAUUUCAUUAUUUCAUCUCAGUUUACAGAGGAUUUACUUCUCAGAAGCUGGGCAAGUUUCAAAAACAACUCUCCUUCAACAAGUUCUGUUUCCAAGGAAAGUGUUAACCAUUUGUCCCUUCUGGCGUACCCUCUUCCAUUGAAAUCCAUGCAGAAUAGUCCAGAGAUGGGCAGCAGUGGGCCCCUUCCUGUUGCAGAAGGUGACAAGAGGAAAAAGAAGAAGCGGAAGGCCCGGGCCACUGACUGCUUGCCAGGGAAGUUUGAAGAUAUGUACAAGCUGACCUCUGAAUUGCUUGGAGAGGGAGCCUAUGCCAAAGUCCAAGGUGCCGUGAGCCUGCAGAAUGGCAAAGAGUAUGCUGUCAAAAUCAUCGAAAAACAAGCAGGGCACAGUCGGAGUAGGGUAUUUCGAGAGGUGGAGACACUCUAUCAGUGUCAAGGAAACAAGAACAUUUUGGAGCUGAUUGAGUUCUUUGAAGAUGACACGAGAUUUUACUUGGUCUUUGAGAAAUUGCAAGGAGGCUCCAUCCUGGCUCACAUCCAGAAGCAGAAGCACUUCAAUGAACGAGAAGCCAGCCGAGUGGUACGGGAUGUGGCCACUGCCCUUGAUUUCCUGCACACCAAAGGCAUCGCUCACCGAGAUCUGAAGCCAGAAAAUAUAUUGUGUGAGUCUCCAGAAAAGGUGUCUCCAGUGAAAAUCUGUGACUUUGACUUGGGGAGUGGGGUGAAAUUGAACAACUCCUGCACCCCCAUAACCACACCAGAGCUGACCACUCCAGUAUGUAUGGCUGGGCACCCUGUACCACUUCCUUCGGGGCUCCUGUCAUUUGGAGUACCCACAAGCCAAAGCUGGAGUGCAGAACAGGGGCUAAGGAAGGAAAACCAAGUGUAUCUACAUCACUGCCAGCUGCCUGAAUUGUCAUCUGGCCACUGCAUAUGUGGCUCUGCAGAAUACAUGGCCCCGGAGGUGGUGGAGGUCUUCAGGGACGAGGCCACUUUUUACGACAAGCGCUGUGACCUGUGGAGCCUGGGCGUGGUCCUCUACAUCAUGCUGAGUGGCUACCCCCCCUUCGUAGGUCACUGUGGGGCCGACUGUGGCUGGGACCGGGGAGAGGUCUGCAGGGUGUGCCAGAACAAGCUGUUUGAGAGCAUCCAGGAAGGCAAGUAUGAGUUUCCUGACAAGGACUGGGCACACAUCUCCAGCGAGGCUAAAGACCUCAUCUCCAAGCUCCUGGUUCGAGAUGCAAAGCAGAGACUGAGUGCUGCCCAAGUUCUGCAGCACCCCUGGGUGCAGGGGCAAGCUCCAGAAAGGGGACUCCCCACGCCGCGAAUCCUCCAGAGAAAUAGCACGAUGGACCUGACACUCUUCGCAGCUGAGGCCAUCGCCCUUAACCGCCAGCUUUCUCAGCACGAGGAAGACGAGCUGGCAGAGGAGUCCCUGGCUGAGGGCCUAUGUUCUGUGAGGCUUUCUCCUCCGUGCAAGUCACGCCUGGCCCGACGGAGGGCCCUGGCCCAGGCAGGUCGCAGCGAUGACCCGGAACCGUGUCCAACUCCCACUGCACUCUGACCCGCUCCAGCCACAGCCUCCAGGACCUCAGCCUGCCCGGGCUAGGCCAAAGUCUGCAGAGCCGGUAGAGGGAGCCGCUCUGUGGCUCCAUCCAGGCCACCCAACCCCCCAUUUCCCCAGAGUCCUCAAGGAAAAAGCUCUUUCCAAAGGGGUUGUCUUUGAAAAGGAAAGCAAUCACUUGUCACUUUGCAUAAUCGCCUGAGGCAGGGACAUCUCUCUGCUGGGCUCCUGCCCACCUGCUCACCCGCCUGCAGAUCUAGGAUGCAGCCUGCUCUCCUGGGUGGCAGGCGGCAGUGGCGGCUGGGGCUGCAGCCUUCAGGGAGCCAGCCUUGGGAAGCGUUGGUUGACAGAGGCUCUUUCUUCUCUCUGCACUGUCACCUCCUCCCCCCACCCCCCUGCUGGUCCUUCCACCUUCCUCUGUCCUCCGGAUGUCCUCCCCUGGCUGAACAAAGCCAUCCCGUCACUUCAGGAGAGGUCAGGGAGCCUUCUGUGUUCAGGAGGCCAGAUCAGUCUUCCAGUCUGUAGCGCAGGAGAAACACAUAAUCUUUCUUUGCCGGGACCAAAACGUGUCCCUCAUUUAUCAUCCUCUUCCUUGUUUGGGAUUGCUGCUGAAGUCCAUAUUAUUUCAUUUAAAAACAUGUUUUUUUUUAACCAUGCACUUCCAGCAAAGAUGGGACUUUCAACUCCCACUGCAAGCCCGUGGAUUUUCCAGAGCAUGUAAUGGCUCGUUCUUCCUCAAAUGUCCAUGCAUGUGAAAGGUUUUAAUUGCUGUUUCCUAUUAUUCUCACUGGUUUUAAGCUGUUGAGACGAUGCGUGCCUUAGAUACUGUGUCUGCUGGAGGGCAGCAUCAGACCAGGGCAGUUAGAAGGAGCUGUGCGCCCGAUGUGGCCCCGGAUCGGAUGCGGCGCAGGUCCCAGCCAUGUGCCUGCUGCCCCAGAGAGCAUGAAGACACAUUGGCGUCAGAUAAGCUGGGCUGUGCAGCCACCUAGAGAAAAUCGAUUUGUACAUGUCAGACAGACAUUUACACAACACGACAAUGCUAUUAUACAUGUGCUUGUUUUAAUAAAACUUGUAAAUUUUA
Molecule: messenger RNA, 2946 nt
Organism: Hyaena hyaena (striped hyena)
Lineage: Eukaryota; Metazoa; Chordata; Mammalia; Carnivora; Hyaenidae
Gene: MKNK1
Product: MAPK interacting serine/threonine kinase 1
Exons: 15
Coding region: 195-1865 (556 amino acids)
Biological process (GO): protein autophosphorylation; intracellular signal transduction; peptidyl-serine phosphorylation
Cellular component (GO): cytoplasm; nucleus
Molecular function (GO): calmodulin binding; ATP binding; calcium-dependent protein serine/threonine kinase activity
Source: RefSeq, a predicted model, not a curated record